Closterium sp. Naga37s-1 is the source of this 576-nucleotide messenger RNA. The record is from the annotation of a GenBank genome assembly. Lineage: Eukaryota; Viridiplantae; Streptophyta; Zygnematophyceae; Desmidiales; Closteriaceae.
AUGGCAAGUGAGUGCACCAUCCUCCGUGCCCUCCUCUCUACCAUCCUCCCUGCCUUCCUCUCUACCAUCCUCCGUGCCCUCCUCUCUACCAUCCUCCCUGCCUUCCUCUCUACCAUCCUCCGUGCCCUCCUCUCUACCAUCCUCCCUGCCUUCCUCUCUACCAUCCUCCCUGCCCUCCUCUCUACCAUCCUCCCUGCCUUCCUCUCUACCAUCCUCCCUGCCCUCCUCUCUACCAUCCUCCCUGCCCUCCUCUCUACCAUCCUCCCUGCCCUCCUCUCUACAAUCCUCCCUGCCCUCCUCUCUACCAUCCUCCCUGCCUUCCUCUCUACCAUCCUCCCUGCCCUCCUCUCUCUACCAUCCUCCCUGCCCUCCUCUCUACCAUCCUCCCUGCCCUCCUCUCUACCGUCCUCCCUGCCCUCCUCCCUGUCCUCCGCCCUGCUCUCAUCCCUGCCGUCCCCCUGGCCCUCCCCUCCUCCGUCGAUUUUCCCUGCCACCUCUCUGCAUCGUCCCUGCAUGGCCCCUGCUUUUCCUGCAGGUGGACCAGAGAGCAUCACUGUCACCCUGCACUGCUCUUGA